AUGGAUUGGCAGUUAGAGGGUGAACUUUUGCCCAGGAGUGAUAUGGGCCCGCCCCCGGCCCCUGCUCUCUCUUCAACAGAACAACGGGGCCACGCGCUUCCUGUGGUGCAUUCUCUCCACGAAGCGCCCAUCUGGAAAGUGAAGUCUCUCCAACCAGCUGAAGUGCAAGCGGCGGAUUUACACCACGUAAUGCAGUCGGGGAUACAGGGGAAUUGUGGAAUUGGAGCCAAAUCAGCAGGAGUAUGGCUUCCCGGCCUGGGUCCUUGGGAGAAGGCAGAGGAAAGCAGGGCAAAAGGAGCAGCAUUGUAUAUGGUCUCCAUUCUUUUCUCCUGCCGACUUCUCUUGCUGCCUGAAAACAACGCAUCCCGUAGAGCCUUAUUCAGGAGCUUUGUACAAGCGUUCCCAGAGGUCUCCCCGGUGGAAGUGGAAAUGAUGUCCUCAGCGAUAUUCCCGUUGUUCAAAGGUGACAAAGAGAUCGACCGAUUAUGGAAUGGGAACUACGCCCAGUCGGGCCGACAUCCCCCAAGAAAGAACACCUCUCAAAGUUCAGCGCCUUUCUACCCUCCAGAACUACGAAUGGCACCUCCAGAUCAGGCACAUGUGUCCGUGCCUUCCUGUGGAUUCAUCAACAUUGUUGUAAACGAAGAUGAAGGUGAUGGAGUGGAAGAAACAGAGGAGGAAGGAAAGGAAAGCAACGCGGCCGAGACGAACUGGGUGGCGGUCCACAAAACCUCCCGGAAUCGAUGUGUGAGCAAGUCCAUCAUGGAAACCUUGUGGGCGACAUUUAAAGUGAAACAUCAUAUUAGGACCCCUGAAGCAAUAAGACUGGCUGGAGAUUUGGCUAUCUCUGUUUCACAGGUUACAGCCUGGUUCCGGCGCACCAGAAGGAAACACCGGGAAAUGGCCAAGGGCCAGAUGACGGCGACAGAAGUCUGCGCAGAUGAAGCUCCGCUUAAAACGGACUUCGAAGAGCCGUCACUUCUUUAUCUCCAGCGCCUUGCCCUGACACCAGCUCAGAGGGAUUCAUAAGUUCCACUGCCCCCGAUGCUCAGAAAGACAGUUUCACUGACUGUUCAGAAAUGCCACCUCCCCCAUGUCUCCAUGGGCAUUACGUUUGCAACCGUGUUGAUGGGCUGGGUUGUUCAGGACUCGGGUUGAGCUGGAGGAAGGAGCACGACACUGGUGGAAAGAGCAGAACUGGAUUCCAGUUCUUCGUCUACCUCAUACCUGCUGCCUGAUGUUGGGGAAGUCCCUUACCGUCUCUGUUCCUGUUGCCUCAUCUAUAUAUUGAGGAUAAGAAGCCUGUUCUUUCCACGAGCUCCGGCUCCCUCCCCUCCGCGGUGUUUUUCAUUCUGAAGAGGAGCCAGCAGAGUCCUGGCUGCAGAUGCCUAAACCGGGGCUGCCUCUUCGGCAGCAGUCAGAUCAAAGUUCAACUAUAUGCGAUUAAGUUUCAGAGAAAACCACGUGCACCCCCGUGUUCUACCUGGAUUCCUUCCUCCUAUAGUUCACAGAAAGUCUCUCCUCCCUCUUGCCCAACGCCACCCCCUUCUAGCCAUAUCGGGCGAUCUAGCAAUCCAAACGCCAAAAAUAUCAAACA
Messenger RNA from Tachyglossus aculeatus (Australian echidna), 1597 nucleotides. RefSeq lists its product as uncharacterized. NCBI's taxonomy places the organism in Eukaryota, Metazoa, Chordata, Mammalia, Monotremata, Tachyglossidae. The record is from RefSeq and is a predicted model, not a curated record. Gene Ontology annotation, molecular function: DNA binding. The transcript is spliced from 5 exons. The coding region runs from base 1 to 1029 and encodes 342 amino acids.